Messenger RNA from Triticum dicoccoides, 3406 nucleotides. RefSeq lists its product as uncharacterized. The transcript is spliced from 17 exons. Gene Ontology annotation, molecular function: protein kinase activity; ATP binding. The record is from RefSeq and is a predicted model, not a curated record. Lineage: Eukaryota; Viridiplantae; Streptophyta; Magnoliopsida; Poales; Poaceae. Gene Ontology annotation, biological process: protein phosphorylation. The coding region runs from base 325 to 3153 and encodes 942 amino acids.
UCCGUGAGCUCCCUCCCCGUCUCCAGUCUCCACCCCUCCACCCCCUCCCCGAAGGGUGCCGCGAGCUGCUGACCUCGCCGCGCCGCCGGCGACGCUUCCGUCCCCUCCGCCGCCGCCGCAGCUCCUCCGCGCGGAUUCAGUUGCCCAGCGACCGGCCCACGGCCGUGGAGGAGCGGCGCUGAUUGAGGCCGCGAGAUUCGGGGUUCUGCCAGGGGCGGGGGAGCUCUCCGGGGCGAUUCGGGGGAGGCCUCGUCGGAUUCCGGCGGGGAUUCAGCGGCGGAGGCGGCCUCGUUGGACUCCGGCGCUUGGGAACCCCUCCUAGGAAUGGCCGCUGGCGGCGACGGCGGCGCCAAGUACAACUCGUACAAGGCGCCGGGGCUGCGGGGCGCGAUACUGGAGGCGGCGCACGCCUCGUGCCUCGGGGACCGGUACGCGCUCGGGGAGCAGCUCGGGUGGGGCCAGUUCGGGGUCAUCCGGUCCUGCUCCGACAUGGUCACCGGCGAGGCGCUGGCCUGCAAGUCCAUCGCCAAGGACCGGCUCACCUCCCCCGACGACGUGCGGGGCGUCCGGCUCGAGAUCGAGGUCAUGGCGCGCCUCUCGGGCCACCCCAACGUCGUCGACCUCAAGGCGGUGUACGAGGACCAGGACUCGGUGCACCUCGUCAUGGAGCUCUGCGCCGGCGGGGAGCUCUUCCACCGCCUCCAGGAGCGCGGCUGCUUCCCGGAGCACGAGGCCGCCACGCUCUUCAGGUACCUCAUGGAGGUCGUCGCGCACUGCCACAGCAAGGGGAUCGUGCACCGGGACCUCAAGCCCGAGAACAUCCUCCUCGUCAGCAAGUCGCCGUCCUCGCCCAUCAAGCUCGCCGACUUUGGCCUCGCCACCUACACCCAGCCUGGUCAAAGAUUGAGCGGCACGGUGGGGAGCCCGUUUUACAUUGCGCCGGAGGUGCUUGCCGGCGGGUACAACGAGGCUGCCGAUGUGUGGAGCGCCGGGGUUAUACUCUACAUCCUUUUGAGUGGCAUCCCACCAUUCUGGGGGAAGACCAAGUCGAAGAUCUUCGAGUGUAUCAGGUCGACAGAGCUGCGGUUCCCUUCCGACCCCUGGGACAGGGUUUCGGAUUCGGCCAAGGAGCUCAUCACCGGCAUGCUGCGGCGCGAUCCCGCACAGAGGCUCACAGCUGAGCAAGUUCUAGAGCAUUCCUGGAUACGAGAACACGCCAACGAUUCGCGCGAUUCCUGCGGUGGUUGCCUUGAGAUCGGCCUUGGGAGGGAGGAGCCUGGCUCGUGCUCGUUCUCCACGCCGAUGGCGACACGCAGCCGCGACGUGAGCUUCAGCACCGGCGGCCCGAUCGCCUGCCAGGGCCUGUCGGAAGAACCCUGCUCUCCAACAUUCUCCUGUAGAUCCUCCUCUGCGUUCAGCGCAGCCAGGGCUCCAGCUCCAUCUUGCGGAGCCUUGUUAUUCUCAUUCGGUGACAGCCCCGAACCCAUGAAGGAUGCUGCGCCUGUGGUGUCGAUGCCGAGCUUCUCGUUCUUCUGUGGGCUAGGGUCCGACGAGCCUGAGCCAUUGGUGGCAUCAGGCGACAUCACCACGGAGAAGGGAGCUCAUUGUGUCGAAGACGCCGCGGUGGUGUGCCUCAACACCUCCUCCUCGGCUCUGAGGAGGAUGGCGGAGGCGGCCCUGAGAGGGGCGGCUGUGACGAGGGUGAACCCGUCGUCACGCAGCAGGCGGAACCACACCAUCGGCGCCGGCGACGAGCGGGGGCACCAGCACGACCUGGACAUGGCGGUGGCCGAGUCGGUGAUCCGGUACUUGGAUGUGCUCCCGAGCACCUUCGGGAGCUCCGUCUGGUUCAGCGACGAGGAGCUCGCGGAGGUGGAAGGCACAACGCUGCACCGCGCCACGGUCAUGCAGAGAGAAUCGUUACAAAAGUUAUUCGAUGAUAAGGUGAAAGGUCUGGUCGAGGAGCUUCUACAUGUCGAUGAAUCGGGAAGCUCAAUUGAAGUGCGGUUUGAGGACUUCCUUUGGGCAAACUCGAUUUUCUGGACUCGAGCGCUGAACAUCCCACUGCCUCAUUCUUACGUUUUUCCGGGCUUGCUUGAUGAACAACAGAACAGAACUGGGGAAGUUUUGGGUGCUUCUAGUCUCACCAAUCAACAGGAAACUGACAUUACAACGAAGAAUUGUAGUGGUGAAGAGAUUCCUGAAUCUUGUAAUACAGAGUCAAUUUGGGUUGAGGGACUCGUGCCAGGAAUCGAUUUCUGUAACCAUAAUGUAAAGGCUCUGGCGACAUGGGAAGUUGAUUCGGUGGGAAAUUUAACAGGAAUUCCUGCUUCAAUGUACCUCAUGCUUGUGCAAGCUGGUAAAAGCUCUGUUGAGACUGGGACAGAGAUCUACAUAAAUUAUGGCAACAAAGGAAAUGAGGAAUUGCUGUACCUAUAUGGAUUUGUGGUUGACAAUAAUCCAGAUGAUUAUCUCAUGGUUCAUUAUCCAGUAGAAGCUCUUAGACAGCUUCAGUCUGCUGACGUUAAGAUGAAACUAAUUGAGAUGCAGAAGGCUGAAUUGAGAUGUCUUCUACCUACAAGUUUGCUUGAUAGGGGAUUUUUCGGAACCAGCACCAGUUCUAGUGAAGAUGAUAACAAGAAAAAUGCUAGUCAUUUUUCUAGUUACAGUUGGAGUGGUCAACGCAAAGUUCCAUCAUAUCUCCACAAAAAUGUUUUCCCUCAAGAAUUUUUAAGUACUCUUCGCACAAUUGCCAUGCAAGAACAUGAGCUUGAACAGGUUGCUUCCCUGCUUGGAGAGGUUGGAUCUAGUGAGGAUGGAGAACCAUCUGAUGCAGAGAUCAAAAGCGCUAUAUGGGAGGUGUGCGGUGAUCAUGGAGCGCUGGGAUUGCUUGUGGAUCUUCUUAGGGUGAAAAUGGCUGAACUUGAAGAAGGAACUGGAACAGAAGCAUCUGACAGUCAACUGCUGGAGAAAUUUGAUUCCAACGAUCCAGAUGACUCCUUGAGUGCAACCGUCGAAGGCGUCGAAGCGACGAAAUCGAGAGUGAACAGAAGGUCGUGCAUAGUGUACCGUAGAGGGCAGAAGCAGCUGACGAGGAUGUUCCUCAGGGAGGCAGAACGUCUUCUGGAGCUGUCCGCGGAGGAGCAGACAUAGAGACUUUGCUUACCUGGUACAACAUGUGUUGGGAGCGACACAUCUCUAACUAGACUUGUGUUGUUCCGCUUUGGAGAAAUAUAUUUGCUACACCCAAACUUUGGACAAAUAUUGUUAUCCUUGUAUUGGGUUUUUUCAGACUUAAAAAUAGGAUCACACUCACACAAGGAAAGUGUACACUAAAUACAAUCCGUAUGCCAAUAUGUACCUAGAACGCGACGGCUGCCCAUCAAGCUCACUUUAUUUAGUCUGA